Messenger RNA from Aureobasidium uvarum, 906 nucleotides. The record is from the annotation of a GenBank genome assembly. NCBI's taxonomy places the organism in Eukaryota, Fungi, Ascomycota, Dothideomycetes, Dothideales, Saccotheciaceae.
AUGGAUAGAUAUCUCAUUCAAAUGACCGCUCCCACUGGCAACACAGCCGAGCACAUAAUCACAACACCCUCUCAACCCACCCAAUUGGCAGGCACAAAGCGCAAAUCCACAGACGCCUCUGAUUUAGCAACCAUCAACCUCGAUGACUACGACAUACCCGAUGGCUCACCCAUGGACUCUUGCACCGUAGUCCGCGGCAAGAUAAAACGUUUCCUCGAAGCGGGAGAAAUGAGAGUGGGCCAAUUCUGCGACGCCAUCGGGGUCUCUGGAAAUGCAUACAGAAGAUUCAUGGCCCAGAAUGGCAAGUUUGCUGGCGAAGGCAGUGAGACUUAUCAGAAUGCUUGGCUGUUCUUCAAGAAGAGGGAGAUGGCUGGUCUAAAGAUUCCUACCAAGAAGCAAAAGACUGCUACUGGCGCUUCCUCCUCUUCUACUUCAUUCGCAGCAGAAAACAAGAAUGCCGUGACAGAUAUAAGUAACAUUCAUCUCGAUGAUGACGCCGUAGAAGUCUACGACAGCUGCGACGAAAUACGGAAGAAGAUCUCUGCACACCUGCGCAAACCCAACGUCACAGCAGCCCAAUUCUGCCGCGACCUACUCACCCAAUACCACUCCUCCAAGAAACCUCCCCAAAUUCAAUCCGGCCAAUUGACAAAGUUUCGCGGCUACAAAGGCGCAGACACCGGCAAUACUUCUUGUGUGUUUUAUGCUGCGUAUGUGUUUUUCGAGAAGGUGAGGUUGGCAGAGGGGAAACCGAAGAGUAAACAUAGAGUUGAGAUGGAGGAGAUUUGGGGUGGAAAUGGCGGGUUCAAUGUUACUAGGGGACAUCACAGAGGAUAUCUUGUCAUGGGCAAUGACAGACCUGUGCAAGACCAGUUCGGUCGAGUUACCAUUGUGCGAGGACAUUGA